Cydia pomonella (codling moth) is the source of this 880-nucleotide messenger RNA. Its product is annotated as acyl-CoA-binding protein homolog. Gene Ontology annotation, molecular function: fatty-acyl-CoA binding. Gene Ontology annotation, biological process: fatty acid metabolic process. The coding region runs from base 144 to 416 and encodes 90 amino acids. Lineage: Eukaryota; Metazoa; Arthropoda; Insecta; Lepidoptera; Tortricidae. The transcript is spliced from 4 exons. The record is from RefSeq and is a predicted model, not a curated record.
GUGUCGAUUAGGUUGAAUGACGAGUUUUUGGCUCUGCACAAGUUUUGUUCAGCCGCUCCAUUACCUCAGUCCACUGGUCGUAUCCGCGAGGAGCACCCGCUUUCAUUCUCCAUACCAAUAACCUACUAACAACACCACACACCAUGUCUCUCCAGGAGCAAUUCGACAAGGCCGCCGGUAAUGUCAAGAAGCUGAAGGCUCUGCCCAGCGACACCGACCUCCUGGAGCUGUACGCCCUCUUCAAACAGGCGACCGUAGGAGACGCCGACCCUGCUAACAAACCCGGCCUACUCGACCUGAAGGGCAAAGCCAAGUUCGAAGCGUGGACCAAGAAGAAGGGCACCUCCAAGGAGGACGCACAGAAGGCGUACAUCGCCAAGGUCGAGAGUCUCAUCGCCUCUAUCGGCCUCCAAUAAAAAAACAAAACAGUUUGGGCGAGCGGAACCACUGUCAGUAUGGGCAUUGCGUAAUAUGAUCGUAUUAUUGUCAAAUAAGAACAUUUUAGAUUUUAUCUCUUAUGAAGAAUUCUCUAGUUUUGUAAACUGCAUUUUGUCAAUAAGAGGUAAUUAUGAAUUUUUACGCAUGCCCUUCGGUAUAAGGAACGCUGACGUUAUUCGAGACUGAACAUGACUAAUAUUUAUAACCAUUUAUACCGUCAAAAUAACUUCUUCCUUUAAACUUCCUGCCGCCCGUCUCAUAAGUCAAUUAUUUAUAAAUUCGGUUUAGGCACAAUUAGUAUAAGAUGUUAGACAUCACAAUAUUGUAAGCAUCACAUAUUGUUAUUGUGUUUAUAUUGUGGGAUGCGCUCGUUUUGAGUUGGUAUUGUUUUGUUAUACUUUUUUUAUGUUGCCUGUGAAAUAAAAUCAGUUGGGAACUGUUA